Molecule: messenger RNA, 3108 nt
Organism: Closterium sp. Naga37s-1
Lineage: Eukaryota; Viridiplantae; Streptophyta; Zygnematophyceae; Desmidiales; Closteriaceae
Source: the annotation of a GenBank genome assembly
AUGUUAGUGGCGUAUCACGUUUUCUCACUCGCUCGCCCUGGCAACGCAACCCCGCGGACAUCGCAUUUGGCCCUAUCGCCUUCCGCGUUCCCCACGCUUCCCCCCACCGCCUCUCACACACCCCCCCACGCACACCCACGCGAACCCUCACCGUCGCCCAAGCUCCUCCCCACCGACGCGCACGCUACCCCUUACCGCAGCGAACGCUUCCUCCUGCCUUCACCGACGCUUCACCACAUCGUCGCUCACGCCUUCCCCCACCUUCCCUCACGGUGGGAAGCUCAUCGCCCACGGUUCUCCCCACCGUCGCCCACGCUUCCCCCGAACGUCGCCCACGCUUCCCCCUACCGUCGCCCACGGUUCCUCCCACCGUCGCCCACGCUUCCCCCCACCGUCGCCCACGCUUCCCCCCACCGUCGCCCACGGUUCCUCCCACCGUCGCCCACGCUUCCCCCCACCGUCGCCCACGCUUCCCCCCACCGUCGCCCACGGUUCCUCCCACCGUCGCCCACGCUUCCCCCCACCGUCGCCCACGCUUCCCCCCACCGUCGCCCAUGCUUCCCCCCACCGUCGCCCACGCAACCCCCAUCGUCGCCCACACUUCCUCCCACCGUCUCCCACGCUUCCUCCUACCGUCAUCCACGCUUCCCCCCACCGUCGCCCACGGUUCCUCCCACCGUCGCCCACGCUUCCCCCCACCGUCGCCCACGCUUCCCCCCACCGUCACCAAGUCGUUCCCCCACCGUCGCCCACGCUUCCCCCUACCGUCACCAAGUCGUCCCCCCACCGUCGCCCACGCUUCCCCCCACCGUCGCACACGCUUCCCCCCACCGUCGCCCACGCUUCCCCCCACCGUCGCCCACGCUUCCCCUCCCAUCGUCCUCCCAGCCGCCUGGAAAUUUCCCUCCCCGCCGACCUCCCUUCCCUCCCACCUCUCUCCACGUCGUCAUCACUCCCCUGCCUAUCACGUUCCCCCUCUUCAUCACCAUCGCUUCUCCACCCACGCCGCCCACCCUCUCAUCCGUGCCUAUCGUCUUUAGGUUCGUCGUCGCUUCCCUUCCCAUUGCCGCAUUUGGUCCCUCUCGCUCUCCCCAUUGCCACCUUCUCUACUCCUACCACCCCACCCUUGCACCCUCCUUUCCUUCUCUCUCAUUCUCCCUCCCCCCCUGCCUCUCACCCACCCUGGCCGCGGACGUACGGCGGGCCGGUCUCGAGCGCGAGGGAUGGGGUCGUGACUCGCGAGCGGUGGGAUGUGGGAGGGUGCGUGGUCAGCAGCACCCACCCUUCUCUCUCUUGCACCAACCCCGCACGUAUGGCAGGUGCUGCUGCGGCUUUGGAGCAGAACGCUGGGCGCACAGCCGCGGCGGCGCGUGCAGUCGGGCAGCAAGGAGCGCAGUGCUGCAAGGGGCACGGCAGGGGAGCGGGGGAGGCGGGGCAGGGGAUGCGGGGUUGGUGCGGGGCAGGGGAGGCGGAGGGGAGGGAGAGAGGGUCCAGGGAUCCUCCUAUCCCCCGUUCCACCCUUAUACCCUGCCCUCCUCCCUUACUCUGUUCGUUCGUUCCCCUACAGUCGUCCUCCCCUUCCUUCAUCUCAUCAUCGCUUCCUCUCAUCCUCCUUCCCUCUUAUCCUCCCUCCCUCUCAUCCGCCGUUCCUCUCAUCCUCCCUUCCUCUCGUCUUCCCUUCCUCUCAUCCUCUCUUUCUCUCAUCCUCCCUUCCUCUCAUCCUCCUUUCCUCUCAUCCUCCCUUCCUCUCGUCCUCCCUUCCCUUCUUCCGCCCUCCCUCUCAUCCGCCCUUCCUCUCAUCCUUCCUUCCUUGCAUCCUCCCUUCCUCUCAUCCUCCCUUCCUCUCGUCCUCCCUUCCUCUCAACCUCUCUUUCUCUCAUCCUCUCUCCCUCUCAUCCGCCCUUCCUCUCAUCCGCCCUUCCUCUCAUCCUUCCUUCCUCACAUCCUCCUUCCUCUCAUCCUCCCUCCCUCUUAUCCACCCUUCCUUCUCAUCCUCCUUUCCUCUCGUCCUCCCUUCCUCUCGUCCACCCUUCCUCUCGUCCACCCUUCCUCUCGUCCUCCCUCCCCCUCAUCCGCCCUUCCUCUCAUCCUCCCUUCCUCUCAUCCUCCCUUCCUCUCAUCCUCCCUUCCUCUCGUCCUCCCUCCCUCUCAUCCUCCUUUCCUCUCAUCCUCCCUUCAUCUCAUCCACCCUUCCUCUCGUCCACCCUUCCUCUCGUCCUCCCUCCCCCUCAUCCGCCCUUCCUCUCAUCCUCCCUUCCUUUCAUCCUCCCUUCCUCUCAUCCUCCCUUCCUCUCGUCCUCCCUCCCUCUCAUCCUCCUUUCCUCUCAUCCUCCCUUCCUCUCAUCCUCCCUUCCUCUCAUCCUCCCUUCGUCUCAUCCUCCCUUCCUCUCAUCCGCCCUUUGUCUCAUCCUCUCUCCCUCUCAACCGCCCUCCCUCUCAUCCCCCCUUCCUCUCAUCCGCCCUUCCUCUCAUCCUUCCUUCCUCGCAUCCUCCCUUCCUCUCAUCCUCCCUUCAUCUCAUCAUCCCUUCCUCUCAUCCUCCUUUCCUCUUAUCCUCCCUCCCUCUCAUCCGCCCUUCCUUCUCAUCCUCCUUUCCUCUCAUCCUCCCUUCCUCUCGUCCUCCCUUCCCUUCUUCCACCCUCCCUCUCAUCCGCCCUUCCUCUCAUCCUUCCUUCCUCGCAUCCUCCCUUCCUCUCAUCCUCCCUUCAUCCCAUCAUCGCUUCCUCUCAUCCUCCUUCCCUCUUAUCCUCCCUCCCUCUCAUCCGCCGUUCCUCUCGUCCUCCCUUCCUCUCAUCCACUUUUUCUCUCAUCCUCUCUUCCUCUCGUCCUCCUUUCCUCUCAUCCUCCCUUUCUCUCAUCCUCCCUUCAUCUCAUCCUCCUUUCCUCUCAUCCGCCCUUCAUCUCAUCCUUCUUUCCUCUCAUCCUCCCUUCCUCUCAUCCUCCCUUCCUCUCAUCCUCCCUUUCUCUCAUCCUCCCUUCCUCUCAUCCUCCCUUCCUCUCAUCCUCCCUUGCGCUGCAGGAGAUUCUGCUUGUGGUGACUCCCCCCCGCCAUCCCUUGUGGGACUGGAGUACCACUGAUGUCGGCGGAUACUCCGCCCUCCGCCCUUGA